UAAAUAAGUAUCCCAAUGGAGUCCCGAGGGCGCGCAUGCGCACUUCCCCGACGUCUCGGGUAAACAGAACCCCGCUGAGGCAGGCGGCUGAGUUGGCUGGCAGUGAGGGAGAGGCCUAAGCCAGGAAAGGCGGAAGUAGGCCCGGACGGGACCAUCUCACCUCGGAGGGGGGGGGGAGAGAAGAGGUUUCGUCGAUUUGGAUUGUACCAUUGUUGUUUUUUUUUCGGGGAGGGGGUGAGUUCCAGGGAUGCGUCGCUGAGGGAGAAAGCGGCGCCAAGAUGGCGGAGGCGGCGCGGAACAGCUCCUCUCCGCCGCCGCCGACAACGCCGCCCGCUUUGGACCCGGAGUUCCCCCCUCAGAGCCGGCCGCGCUCCUGCACUUGGCCGCUGCCCAGGCCCGAAGCGGCGGCGGGGCCCGAAGCAGAGGCAGGCGGCGGGGCCGGGAGCGGCCUAGGCAGCCCCGAGGAGCCUGGAGUCGCCGCCGCGGCGGGAAUAGGAGGAGGAGCAGGACCAGGAGGAGGAGGAGGAGUGGGGCCCGCGCCCCGCAAGAGCACCGGCAACAGCAGCAGCAGCGGCGGCGGGGCGCGUCGUAACGCCUGGGGCAGCCAGUCGUACGCCGACCUCAUCAGCCAGGCCAUCGAGAGCGCCCCGGAGAAGCGCCUGACCCUGGCCCAGAUCUACGAGUGGAUGGUCCGCUCCGUGCCCUACUUCCGCGACAAGGGAGACAGCAACAGCUCCGCCGGCUGGAAGAAUUCCAUCCGACACAACCUCUCCCUGCACAGUAAGUUUAUGAAAGUGCACAAUGAGGCCACUGGGAAGAGCUCUUGGUGGAUGCUCAAUCCGGAAGGGGGUAAGAGCGGGAAGGCUCCACGGAGGAGAGCAGCCUCUAUGGACAACAGCAGCAAGCUGGCCAAAGUCCGAGGGAAAGCCUCCAAGAAGAAGGCGGCAGCCAUGCAGGUGGCCCCGGAGCCUACCGCCGACAGCCCCGGCUCCCAGUACCCACCCAAAUGGCCCGGCAGCCCUUCUUCCCGCAGCAAUGAGGACUCUGACGUGUGGACCAGCAUCCGCCCUCGGACCAGCUCCAAUGCCAGCAACAUCAGUGUGCGGCUCUCUCCCAUCCUGACCGAGCAGGACGACCUGGCGGAUGAAGAGCUCUUGCCAUCCCUGGUCUACUCCAGUGCCUCCAACAAUGUCCCUCCCACAGUGACGGAGGAAUUGGAACUCAUUGAUGGCCUGAACCUGAUGUCACCCAGCUCAUCCCUUUUGCCAGGCCAGCAGCCGGCUUCCGGUAGCCUGGUCCAAAGGAGCACCAGCUUCCCUUUGCGUGCACAGAGCUCAGCCACGCAGGCUUCACCCUUCAGUAGCUCCCUCUUUGGUCCCAUUGAUGUCCCUUUGCACGGCUCUUCUGGUCACUUCUCAGGCCCACAGACCCUGGAGGCCCUCCUGACGUCCAACUCUCCGCCACCCAGUGACGUGAUGAUGACACAGGUGGAUCCCAUCUUGCCACAGAGUGGAAACAGGCUGAACAGCCAGACCUUUCUGCUCCUGGGAGAGCAGUCCUCCAAAUCCAAGAUGGGCCUGGUUAACCCUCUCAGAAAGUCUUUGGAGCAGCAGCAGCAACAGCUGGAGUCGGCGAAUGCCACAACUUUACCCUCUCCCUUCACCAUGGCAGCCACUCCUUCAAAUGUGGCCGGCUUGUCAACCUUGAAGGCAGCAGGCUCCGGGCAGGUGGCACAGCUGGGCACGCAGCCCUCUCUGCCUUCUGCCAUGUUUGUCCCUUUUGGCAGCAACCAGGACAGGCUGCCCAACGACUUGGACGUUGACAUGUACAUGGAGAACCUCGAAUGCGACGUGGAUUACAUCAUCAACACUGACCUCAUGGAUGGAGAAGGACUGGACUUCAAUUUUGAACCCAUUCCAUCGGCUCCCAGCUACCCCAGCACAUCGCAGGCCUCCAGCCACACUUGGGUACCCAGUUAACUUCGUGAAUGACAAAGUGCCCUUUUGGUUCUGGAGCUUCCGCACCCCCCAGAAGAAGAGUCUGGAUUGCAAGGAGCACCCACCCGGCGGCUGUCCUACUGCUCUGCAAGCCGGCUGGGAGCAACGGGGCAAGCUAUGGGAGGAGGAGGAGGAGGAGGGGGAGAGCGAUUCUGUCAAGUGCCACAUCUUUUCCGGUGUCGACUGUCAGCCCCAGAGGAGCCUGAACAGAGCUCCAUCCAUGGCCAAAAACCCAUCCUGCCCCAUGAAAGCAUUUUCCAAAUUGGAUGAGGUUUGGACCCAGCUGUGUGAGUUGGAAGGGAGGUUGCCGGAAGAGGUGCCUCUCUAUCUCCUGCCUCAACUGUCCUUGGUGGGAAGGUGGUCUGCAAGCAACAUGGCCACCUGAAUUCGGAUGCCCCUUCUGUUGUGUCCCUUGGGCCUGGGUCCUUCUCUGACAGGAGGAGGAUGAGAGAAGGAAAGAAAGAGAGCAAGAGAAGGAAAAUCCCUCUCUGUGCACAGUAGCCAUGCAGGUGGGUGGACAGAGGGAAGGAGAAAGGCGAUGCCUGGCUCCCUUCUCACCGUUUCAGCCAAGCAGCCGCUCCCGGGAGCCGAAGGUGGGCUCAGCCUGGCCUGGCGAGGGCUUCACCUGUGCAAAGCACUUCCCUGGAACUCUGGCUUCCCCAAAACAGGUGCUAUCAAAAAGAAGAGGAGGAAGAAAAAGAA
Anolis sagrei ordinatus is the source of this 2699-nucleotide messenger RNA. RefSeq names its product forkhead box O4 (gene FOXO4). Gene Ontology annotation, biological process: regulation of transcription by RNA polymerase II. Gene Ontology annotation, cellular component: nucleus. Gene Ontology annotation, molecular function: DNA-binding transcription factor activity, RNA polymerase II-specific; RNA polymerase II cis-regulatory region sequence-specific DNA binding. The record is from RefSeq and is a predicted model, not a curated record. Lineage: Eukaryota; Metazoa; Chordata; Lepidosauria; Squamata; Anolidae.